AUGAAUUCUAAUCAUAAGGUUGAUUGUGAAUAUCCUGAACAUUAUAUGCUUGAUAUCGAGGAGGUAAUUAUUAAUAUUAUAAUUCAGAAGAAACCAGCAUAGUAAUAGAAUUUAAUAAGUUUGAUGCCAUAUGGAGUAAUCUCUAAUAUUGAGAACUAAGUAAAAAGAGUUAGAAGUUCGGCUGAAAUCAAAUAAGAGGAUAGACAAAUGAUAAAGAAUGAUUCAUAAGCAUCUUUAAAAGAUGAUGUUUUAUGUUUAUAGAAUAUAAAAGGAAAUGUGAAGAAUGCUUAUAUAAAGAAGAUAAGUUCACUUCUUAAUGUAAGUAUGGAGGAUGAUAAAGAAAAACUACUUCCAUCAAAAAGAGUAAAAGAAAACGUCUCUUCUAAUUCAUCUAAAUAGUUAGAUAAUGAUGAUUUGAAGAUGUAAAAGAAUAGAGAAAGUGCUAGAAAUUCAAGAUAAAGAAAGAAAUUAUAUAUUGGUUUAUUAGAAAAGAAAGUUGAAGAUUUGAAUGGAUAAAUAGAAGGACUCAGAUAAUAGACUGAAAUUACAUUUAAGCAUAUUCAUAAUAUAAUUGAACAUAAUGCAUGUUUUAAAGGGAUGAUUAUUGAACAAGCACAAAUUUUUGAUUAAUUAUAAAGUAAAGAUCCAGAAACAAAUGAGGGAUAAGAGAUGUAAGCUUUGUUGACGGAUUCAUACAAAUUGAAAUUUAGUGCCACAGGUUCAAAAAGAAAGCAAUAUAUUAGAUAUUGCUUUUAGAAUAUAGCCAGAAUAUUAAUGGAUGGUAAUUAUGGUACUCUACUUUUUGGAAGUAAUUGUCUAUCUAAAAAUUGUAUAAUUUUUAAAAGAUUAAUUCAGUUCAACUCCUAGAAGAUGAAGAAUUGCAUGAGUAUAUAAAGCAAUUCAAAGAAAUCACAGGAUGUAGCGAAGAGAAAUUGUAGAACACAAUUACCCAUAUUGUGAGAAGGAUUUUAGAACAUAAGCGAUCAUUCUCUUAGUAUUAUAAAUUAAAUAUUUUUAGUUUAAUUAAGUAAAUGAAAUGUAAAUCUAAGGAUCUAAGAAUUUGUUAAUAACAAUUAGAUGAUCAAAUAGAUGAAAUGACAACUUAAAUGACUCCUUAAUAAUUUACAUCACUCCUUAUUAAUCUUAAUAAAGUAUUAUAAUAUAUAAAUUUUAUUUUAGGAUGAUAUAAGAGUAAAAGAAAAUUAUCCUAUGGUUAAAACAGAUAUUUCAGCCUAAUAGUAAUAACAACAAUAGUAAUAGCAAUAACUUUUGAACCAAUAUAAGUUUUUGCCUUAAAUAUCUCUUGAGUUAUUACUUAAUAAUAAGAAUACACCAUUCUUAAUUCCUAAUAAUCUAAUGAUUGACCCACUUUAAUUUAAUGAAUUAAUUUAAAAGAAGUUUUGUAAAUAAGCAUGA
Molecule: messenger RNA, 1416 nt
Organism: Paramecium sonneborni
Lineage: Eukaryota; Ciliophora; Oligohymenophorea; Peniculida; Parameciidae
Source: the annotation of a GenBank genome assembly